Molecule: messenger RNA, 1860 nt
Organism: Prorocentrum cordatum
Lineage: Eukaryota; Dinophyceae; Prorocentrales; Prorocentraceae
Source: the annotation of a GenBank genome assembly
AUGGCAGCUGGCCGCGCUCAUGAAGGUAAUGUCAGCCCGGCAUUGCUCACGAGCUACAUAAAGCAGGCCCGCACGAUCCAAGCGUUGUUCAACACCUAUUCCGUUCACCAGAAACAGCUCAACCAUAUUCAUCUAUCAGCUUGCUGGAACUCACUGGGUCAUCUAGCACGCUCUUCGGGACCGUUAUGGUUCAACGAGCAUGCAACUGCGCUGGAGUCACUCGUGCAGCACACGGUUGGCAUGAUCUCUGCUGGACAACUCCAAGCACGGCAAUUGGUCAAUAUCGCAUAUGGGGUGGCGCGAAGCGGCGGGGGGCAGCACAUGGACGCCUUGAUGGCGUCUUUAGCCAAGUCGCUAAAGCAGCGCUUGCAUGACUGCAACGCGCAGGAGCUUGCCAACGCGGCGUGGGCGUUUGCGAAAACGGGCAAGUGCGACAGAGGGUUGUUCAAGGUGCUGGCUCGGGCGGCAGAGAGCCGCGCAGAUAGUUUCAAGGCGCAGGAGCUUGCAAACAUAGCGUGGGCGUUUGCAACGGCGGGCCACCCAGACGAGAAGCUUUUCACAGAGUUGGCGCGGGUGGUGGGGAGCAACUUGGACUACUUCAGCGCCCAGGGCCUCGCAAAUACAGCGUGGGCGUUUGCUAAGGUUGGACACUCGGACGCGAAACUCUUUGCGGCUUUGGCCACCUCGGCCGAAUGGCUCAUGAACGACUUCAAUGCGCAGGACCUCGCCCACACAGCGGGAGCUUUUGCUAGGGCAGGCCAUUUGGAUGAACAGCUGUUCGCAGCGUUGGCCGCAUCAACCGAGAGGAGGCUCGGCGACUUCAAUGCGCAGGGCCUCGCCAACGUAGCGUGGGCGUUUGCAAAGGCAAAUAAAUUGGACGCAAAGCUGUCGAAGGCGCUGGCGCAGUCGACAGUGAGCCGCAUGAGCUCUUUCAACGCGCAGGACCUCGCCAAUAUUUCUUGGGCGUUUGCGAAGGCAUGCCAUGUGGAUGCCGAGCUCUUUUCGGCGCUUGCGCGGUCAUCAGAAAGACGCCUGACUGAUUUCAACGCUCAGGAUCUAGUGAACACGGCGUGGGCAUUUGCAAAGAUUGGCCUCCCGGACGCGCAACUUUUUGCCGCGUUGGCAAGGGCGGCGGAGAGGCGCCUCGAAGACUUCAGUGCACAGAACCUUGCCAACAUAGCAUGGGCAUUUGCAAAAGCAGGCCAGCAGGAUGCAAAGUUGUUCACAGCGCUGGCAAGGACAGCAGAGGGGCGCUUAGAAGAUUUUGGCGCAGAGGACCUUGCCAACAUAGCAUGGGCGUUUGCAAAUGCAGGUAACCUAGAUACGCAGCUGUUUGUGGCAUUGGCAAGGUCAGUCGAGCGAUAUAUUGAUGACCUAAAAGACGAAGAUCUCGACAACACAGCAUGGGCGUUUGCAACAGCUGGGCAGAAAGGUAUUGCCAAGCGCCUUCGUCAGCGAAUGGGGGAGGCGGACUCUGUUACGAUGUCGCUCACGGCCUCCCCAGAUACGUCGAAAUGUGGCCGCAUCGUGAUUGCUGGUGGCGGCAUCGGCGGGGCAGCCGUUGCAGUGGCGCUGCAGAGCAAGGGAUUUGAUGUCGUCGUUCUCGAAUCAGACUCCUGCCUGGAUGCGCGCAAGCAGGGGUAUGGCCUGACAAUCCAGAAGCUGGGUACCAUACAGGCGUUGGGCAUCAGCCUAGAGGAAGACGAUGCGCCCUCUACGUCACACUACACUUUCUCGGCAGAGGGGAAUGUCUUAGGACGGCUACGGCGAUGCAUUCCGUCAGGAUCAGCGUACAUCAUCCAGCAGCGGAGGGCGGUUUGUCCAUAUUCCACGGCAAGCGCUCCGUGCCAGAAUCGUUGA